Molecule: messenger RNA, 2081 nt
Organism: Nezara viridula (southern green stink bug)
Lineage: Eukaryota; Metazoa; Arthropoda; Insecta; Hemiptera; Pentatomidae
Source: the annotation of a GenBank genome assembly
GCAUCAGCUAUAUCAGCGUCCAGUCAGUGUUGCUUCAGCCGUUCUCUUGCUCGCACCAUUCCGAGAUUGAAGAUAGUCGUCAUCAAGAUCCCCGCAUUCUGAUGAGAAUGUUGCUGUUACUUUUCCUAGUACCCUCAGCGGUACUUGGUCAGUGUCUUACUUCAGAUGAUAGCAAUGUUGAAAUAAAAUCAUGGUCCAAUCUAUACAAGGGAGAACAACAGUUUGCUAUCAAAAUGCUCAACUUGGCAAACGAUAUGACUCCAUCAGAAAAUAUCCUCUUUUCGCCAUUCAGCAUCUACAAUGCUCUUAUUCUAUCUUACUUCAUCGCUAAUAAUCACACAGAACAAGUGCUGAAAAAGGCUCUUUUCAUCCCACCUUCUGAGACUAAGGAAACCAUGAAGAAUGCUUAUACUUUGCAGAAACAAUUAAGGAUACCGAAAAAUGGUUCAUCUGAAUUUGAACUAUUAAAUGCAAAUCGCUUAUUCCUUUCAGACAAAUUGACAGUUCGUAAUUGCAUGGAACAAUUAUUCAAGGAAGAGAUAGCAAAGACCAAUUUCGCUGAAGAUCCACAAGGUUCUUUGAAAAAGAUUAACGACUGGGUAGCCAAAAAGACAAAGAAUGAAAUCAAGGAUCUUUUAAGUGCAGAUCAAAUUAAUGAGGGUACUCGGAUUGUUCUGGCCAAUGCUGCUUAUUUUAAAGGAUGGUGGAAGAGCAAAUUCCAGCCAGAAUCUACCAGCAAGGAACUUUUCUAUAUUUCUAACUCUCAGAACACUUUUGUAAGAAUGAUGAAGCAAAAAAAUUCAUUCAGCCACUUGGUAUCUGAAAAGCUGGGCGCACAUGUUCUUGAACUUCCCUACAAGGGAGAUCAAAUCAGUCUUAUCAUUCUUCUGCCACCUUUUGCUAGCCCCAACGGCAUCACUAACAUUCUCAAGAGAAUGCAAAAAGAAGACUUCAACAAAGUGAUCACCGAUGAGAUGAUGCAAAGGCCUGUAGAAGUAUCAAUACCCAAAUUUUCAAUUGAACAAGAACUAGAACUUUUGCCUAUCCUUAAUUCUAUGGACAUUGGAGAACUGUUUCAAAGCUCUGCAGAUUUGUCUGGAUUGACCGGAAAUAAUGACAUUAAUCUGGAUGACGUAGUGCACAAAGCGAAGAUAACUUUGGAUGAAGAAGGUACUACAGCAAGCGCUGCCACUGCCAUUUUUAACUUCCGGUCGUCGCGUCCGUUGGAACCAGUCAAGUUUAUCUGUAACCACCCUUUCAUAUACAUCUUAUAUGACAGAACGACCAACACCUUACUGUUUACCGGUAUUUACAAUAAACCACCACCCUCAUAAAUCAUAUUUUUCUGUUUUACUGUAAAUGUGAUUAAUAUUUCCAAUGUCAAUAUGUAAGAGAUAUGCUAAUUUAUCUCUUUAUCUCAAAGUUUCUCAAACAAAUUAAGGAAAUAGAGAAGAAGAAUUAAUUGCUUCUUCACAUAAAUAUAAAGUUAUUUUCAAUUUGAUAGGGCUUUCAAAUUUGAUAACUACAAAACAAAUUUGUUUAUGUCUUCUAUAACAUCAGCUAUACAAUUAUAAAUAAAGUAAUUUUUACUUUAUCAUUGUAAAAUAUGUAAAUAUUGUGCCUAGAAGUAAGUUUUAUAAAUACACUAAAGUAUGUACAACACAAUUUUACUUCCAUGUGAAAGUAUAAUUAGAUCUACCAAUUAUAGGAGAACAUAAAAUUCCCAAAAGAAUGUUCAAAAAUAAAUGAGUUCAAUGAUUUAGACAAAUCACUAGAAGAAUAUUUGGAUUAUCAAUUUAAAUUUAACAAAACUUAAUGUAUGUAUCAUAUCAAUAAUGAAAGGUAAAAAAAAUACAUAUUUAUAUUCCGUAAUGCUUGUUCACAUAUUAAGUGUAAAUACUGUUUUAGUGUGCUUUAGUAUGUAUAUUUUUAGUGUAUCUGUUCUUAGCUAGUCUAAAUUACUUGCAAUAAUACAUUUUUAAUAAAUUAAGUAAAGAAAUAAGUUAUUAUUUUAGUUUUUAUUUACCUUCUUAUAUUUAUAUCUUCAAGAAGUUAAAUAAAAAAAUUAUAAAACCAACUUA